AUGUAUGUAGGGGGUAUUCUAAUGUCAAAAGCUUUGAAAACAAAACGGAAAAGAAAUAAUCGUGAUAAAGCAAAAGAAAGUAAAAAUUGGGGUAGCAAAUUUGAAGGGCCAACGAUAAUUGGUUCGAUAAUUUACAUAAAUAAAAAUAAAGGUGAAAUAAAUAGAAUGAAUAUUUCUAAAAAAAAAUCAAAACAAACAACUAGGGAGUAA
Messenger RNA from Clunio marinus, 210 nucleotides. The record is from the annotation of a GenBank genome assembly. NCBI's taxonomy places the organism in Eukaryota, Metazoa, Arthropoda, Insecta, Diptera, Chironomidae.